AUGUUGGGAGAAGUUAUGGUCGCACAAGACCCAACAUCAAUCGCGCAUGGCGACGAUCUACUUUCCAUUCGCGAAAUGCCCGGAGAAACAACUGAUAUGCCAUCAGCAGAAGAAACGAAGAAACCCGAUACCAAGCCGAACGGCACAUCUUCUAAUGGACCACAACCGAAGACAGACAAACCACGGCCACACGGGUGCACUACUUGUGGUCGCUCGUUUGCUCGCCUCGAACAUCUCAAGCGCCAUGAACGGUCUCAUACAAAGGAAAAGCCAUUCGAAUGCCCGGAAUGCUCCCGUUGUUUUGCACGCCGCGACUUGUUGCUGCGACAUCAACAGAAACUGCACAUGACUGCUGCGCCUUCUCGCCCACGAAAUGCGCGUCGCGAGAGCACCGGCACUGCAGGGUCUGGGACGAAUCGAGUCCGGAAGAAUUCUGUCGCUGGCGGCACAUCAACUAGCAUGCGGCCGAGGGCGAACACUAUUAGCCAUAUCGAUAACGGGGCUUUAGGUGUGAUCAACGCCGCUAAUGCAAAUGUCACAAGGCCAGCACUUCAAUCGGGUCACUCGUUUCAUUCAAGUCUAAGCUCAGCACCUGGCGUUCCAAACUUCGAGACUCGUGGGUACUCCUCUGUGCAUCUGCCAGCGAACGGCCUGCCGAAGUUAGAGACUAGUGGGAUACCUGUGGAUCUCACUGGUGGACUCAGAACGGCACCUGUUUACGGUAGUUUUGACCUUAGUCUUGGUGAUAACUUCUUCGGGGGAGGAGGGGGAAGCACGAUCAACCCGGCUCAACUUCAUUUCGGGAACUCGCCACAAUUUGGUCAUGAUAUCCCCCCAUCCCCUUUCCAUCAGAACUUCCAUCCGCUAGCUUCCGUUCCGGAUACAAUGCUAGAUGAAGAGAACAAUUUCGACUGGGUCAAUGGGUUUGAUGCCACCCUUCCAUUAGGCCCCGUGAGUGAUUCAGCCAUUGAGGAGUCAUCUCCGUCUGCAAUGAGCACCGAGUCCCAAAGUCGCACCAGUGACCCCAUGCUUGAAGCUUCAGCUCAAAUUGCUUCACCUAACGGCUGGCAAACGCAAUUUGCCACGUCGCAAUCAGCACCAUUUGCAAUGGACUUUUCUUCUCCGUUCCAAGAACUGGGUUUUCCUGCGACCGUGGACACGAUCUCUCCCAAGUCCUUGAUGACUCCAAUUCAGUUCACAGACCCGUUUGCGCCUAACCAGCCCGUGACUCCAGUGAGCCAAUCGAUGGUGGGAAACCAUUCGCAGAGUAUGUUUUCAUCUUCCAUGGUAGCGGACCGUGAAUCUCCUAAUCCUUUCAACGUGCCUUUCGCCAGUAGUCCCUUACCAACUUCCAUUCCCACAACAGCGCCAGACGCAUUUUCAGACAGAGCCAAUAGGCCGACAUCAUUAACCGGCAUACCGCAAUCCAGUGGAACGUUACGUCGAGAGUCUUCUCAACUCAGCAACGGAACAUCUUACAAUCGUGAUACUGCGUCUCGCCCCAGUGCUGGCCUCAAUGGCUCCUACUUUCUACCAAACUCUUUCGACUUGCAGCGGUAUAUCCAGGCGUACAUCAAUUACUUCCAUCCACAUCUCCCGUUCCUUCACAUUCCUACUCUUGAUCUUCAGAAUUCCGAUCUCACCAAUAAUCUACGUACCGCGAGUGGCCACCUCAACCUUAGUUCAACGGGUGUUGCCGGGGGUGGCGGUUGUCUCCUUCUGUCCAUGGCUGCAAUGGGAGCUCUGUACGAAUACGACAUGGCCGUGUCCAAGGAUCUUUUUGAAUCGGCAAAGAAGAUGAUUCAACUAUACUUGGAAGAGAGACGCAAGGCCGACAUGUCAGCCGCUCUCAGUCGGAAUCAUUCAAGCCGUGACAAUCCCGUUCAUAACACGCCAUUAUGGCUGGUUCAGGCUAUGCUAUUGAACGUUAUCUAUGGCCACACCUGUGGUGACAAGACCUCCGCAGAUAUUGCUAGUACGCACUGUGCUGCUUUGGUGAGCCUUGCACGCGCAGCUGAGUUGACGCGCCAUGUCAAUGCAGAGCAACUUCCUCAGGACUAUCUCAACAGCGGUAACAAGCAAAGCAAUGGGAGCCCUGAUAGUGGUGUGUCGGAGCAGAAUUCGCAAGCGCCAAACCCGCCUAAGGAACGAAAAGACUGGUUGGACUGGAAGAUUGUAGAGGAGCGAAAACGAACGCUUUUUGCCAUCUUUACAUUGUCUAGUCUACUCGUCUCUGCUUACAACCAUGCACCCACAUUGACGAAUUCUGAGAUCCGCCUUGAUCUCCCGUGCGAAGAGGACCUUUGGGCUGCAGAAUCCCCCCAAGCGUGGAGGAAAAUGGGUGGCGCAACAGCGUCAAAGAAGGGGAUUUCAUUUUCUUCGGCUUUGGCUUUACUCCUUACCGCAAGCCAGCGAGCCAAAUUUGUAAAUCAGCCUAGUCAGGCCUUUGGGUCCACCCUCCGAGUGGAAGACCUACCUCAGAGUGAUUUGAAGCCUAGCACCUUUGGGUGUUUAGUCCUCAUUCACGCAUUGCACAAUUACAUUUGGGAAACACGUCAAAGGCACAUGGGACGCCAGUGGACAUCACAAGAGACUGAUGCUAUGCAAGCACAUAUCGAGCCGGCUUUACGUUCUUGGCAAGCAGCUUGGGCCAGCAAUCCAUUGCACAGUCUAGAACGUCCAAAUCCGUACGGAGCUGGGCCGCUAUCUGCUGACAGUAUUCCAUUGCUGGAUCUAGCCUACGUUAGGUUGUUUGUUAAUUUAGGUCGCUCGAAGGAAGCAUUUUGGGAACGCGACUGGAAUGCAAUGUCAGAUGAACUCGCUCGUGGUGCGGAGAUCAUCCAACAUGCCGACGAUGGUGGAAUCGACACAUACAGUUCAGGAAACAUUGAUCUGCUACGAAGAGACUCUAUCGCCGAUCUUGGUGUUGGGGAACUUCGUCUGUCUGCUCAAUUGAACCAGGAACAAUCUUCCUCUCAUCUGUCACGACGGUAUAGGCCAAAUCAAUCGAAGCGGGAACGUCAUUUGCGGAAAGCCGCAUUUUAUGCAGCCGACUCGCUAUGUAUGUCAGAUCGCUUAGGAAACACGUUUGCCGAAUGGACUUCACGCGAAUUACCCUUGCAGUGCGCAAUGUGUUCAUUCGAUUGCGCCCAAGUUCUAGCUGAGUGGAUUGCGACCGUUCAAGAACGUGUUGGACCGUACAUGGGGGUUCUUGGACGUGACGAGGUCGAUUUCAGUCAAGUUCCUGGAAUUAUGCUAUUAGAAGAAGAGGACUGCAAACUGAUUGAUAAAAUCAAGGAGAUCCUGGGAAGCAGUGAGGCAAAGUUACAGCGAGAGGCUCAGAAUGCCGGCAGUUCUCCAGCAUUCAACAUACUUCAACGUCUACCCAGUGCAAUUGAAGGUGGUUACGGUAGUAAGGUUUUGAUGACUACAGCCUAUCUUCUUGAUCGCGCUGCAGUUUGGCCAAUUACGAAACUAAUGGCUCGGUCCUUGGAAACACAAGCCUCGCGGAUGAAGGAACGCGCAGAGAAUUCUGUGAUGAUUGAAAACUGAGUCUUUUUUUCUUUUACUACAUCACGACCGUUCAAUAUCACUACGACUGCAUUAUACAAAACAUACCUGCUUUUCUUGUUCUCACUUAUGAUCCGUUCUCCUUGGAACGCCCCUAUAUUGGAUUAUCUUCAUCGAUACGAUACCCAUAGACGGAUGAUGCUGACACGAGACCAAGAUACACUAUUGGCCGAGCAAAACACGGAUUCGAAUUCAGCAUCAUAUAUUUUGGACUUUUCUUCUGGUUUCAUAUCCUUCCUUGUGUGUGCACGUAUAUACUUGAAAAAAUCUUACUUGCUAUUCUAGUCAUUCUGUCGGUGCCUUGCCUUUAUUGAACUUUCUAUUUCACGGGAGGAUGUACAAAUUGGAGCCGAUCUUGCACGUUUUCAUGUUCUCCUAUAUAUGAGUUUGGAAGGGAACAUCUUCAUCUUGCCAUUUGGUUUGCAUUUGUGGUGUAUUUCGUGGUUAAUCUAUAUAUGUCUGAGAUCUUGCA
Talaromyces stipitatus ATCC 10500 is the source of this 4042-nucleotide messenger RNA. Its product is annotated as C2H2 transcription factor (AmdX), putative. The coding region runs from base 1 to 3552 and encodes 1183 amino acids. Gene Ontology annotation, molecular function: zinc ion binding; DNA-binding transcription factor activity, RNA polymerase II-specific; RNA polymerase II cis-regulatory region sequence-specific DNA binding. The transcript is spliced from 3 exons. Lineage: Eukaryota; Fungi; Ascomycota; Eurotiomycetes; Eurotiales; Trichocomaceae. Gene Ontology annotation, biological process: regulation of transcription by RNA polymerase II; DNA-templated transcription. Gene Ontology annotation, cellular component: chromatin. The record is from RefSeq and is a predicted model, not a curated record.